AUGCAAGUGGAGUCGGGCGCGUGCGGGCCGUUCACGGUGGCGCAGUGGCAGGAGCUGGAGCAGCAGGCGCUCAUCUUCAAGUACCUCGUCGCGGGAGCCCCUGUUCCGCUGGAGCUCGUUUCCCGCGUGCGCUUGUCCAUGCCGCCGCUUCCAUUCGGGCUUCAGACUGCUUUAACAUUCCCCUUUUUUUUGCCAUUUCCCGUCCUGCCCUCGCUCCAUCAUGCCCACGCGCCCACGCGCUCGCGCGCACAGGUGGUGACGGAGCAGAAGUACUGCGAGCGCCACUUGCACCGCGGGCGCAACCGAGCGCGCAAGCUCAACGACAAGGCCACGCCCGGAACCUCCCUCGUGGCUGACGACGGGGAGACCACCCCCACAGCCACCACCGCGACCACUGCGACCAUGGGCACUGGUGCCGCGGAUGGAUGUCUCACGAGCGAUGGAGUGAGGGCUAUGGAGUCUGUGGAAGAUGGACGGGGCGCCAGCGCUGGUGGAAUGGGGAUUAGUGGUGGGGCUGGCGGGGUUGUCGAUAGGACAGGCAGUCCGUCGAGUGGCAAUAGCGGUGGAGAUGCUGUGGCUGCGGAGUGUGCAACAGGAAGGGAGAAUGAUGCGUGUGGACGGGGUGCGGGAGGGCGCGUGGGAGGGGGUGGUGGUGCUGAGAAGAGUGGGGCAACGGACGAGGGGAAUGGUGAGCCGUGUCAGGGGGUGGUAGCGGCGCCAGCCUCUGCUGCUGGUGCGGCUUCUGAGCCUGCAGGUGUCGUCUGUGUGCCUGCAGCUGUGGUGUGUGUGUCCACCACAGAUGUGAUUUCCCCAGUGCCUUUGCCCACAGGAGUGGUGUCUGUGGUGUCUACACCCACAGGGGCAGUGGCAGGCGGACACCCUCCUCCUCUUGCUCUCCCACCCCCUGCUCAUGCUUUGGAGGGCCGCGCUCAGCAGGUGCCACAGCAGCACCAGCAGGAGCAGCAGCAGCAAAGGUUGCCUGCUGGUUCCCCUCUGGCUGGGUCCCUGCCUGGAGUCGUUUCCGUGGUACAGCCAAGCCCAAAACUAACCCAAUCUGGAAGUUUCACGCAACCCAACACUCUCGCUUCUCCGCCUGCUGUCGUUGCUGCCAUUGCUGGUGCAUCGCCACAGCAACAGAAAUUGGGGAGCAUGCAGGGAUCCAUCAAGACUAGUGGUGCUGCUGCUACGCUCAUGAAAGGUGACAAGCCCAUAGGCGCUGCUCCAAUGGACGUGGAUGCUCAGAAGCAAGGGAGCCAGGUUGUUGCCAAUGGAGUGCUUGUUUCGCAGGCAAGAUCCGAUGCAGGUGCACGAAAGGAGGUGGAAGGGCCGACGGGUGUCAGUGGGAGCUGUAACGAGGAGGUUGUUAUUGUUGAUGGGAAGGACGCCUGCCGGUUGGUGCCUGGCGAGGGAGCGAAGAUGGGCCGACUGACUCAAAUGUGUUCCAGAGCAUCGCCAAAUGUGAAGAAGCGGCUGUCAGCGGAGAGAUGGGAGGCGUGUCAAGACGAGUUCGGCCGAGUGUGGGCCAUUGAUGCUGCGCUCAAGCACAUACAGCGUGGGGGCGUGGAACCCAGCAUCCGAGGCGAGGUGUGGCCGUUCCUCCUGGGGCUCUACUCGCCCAACAGCACCCAUGAGGAGCGGGACGCCAUGAGGGAAGCACGACGUGAUUUCUACGCGAGGUUGAAGCAGGAGUGCAACGAGGUGGACCCAGUGGUGGGCAGUGGCGUGGUGGUGGACUUCCCCCGCGUGCUCGAGGACGGCUCAGACGUCCCCCUCCCCUCCUACUAUAACGGACCCCACAUUGACGACCCUUCUUCCACACACGCCGCCUCUGCUGCUGCUGCUGGUCUAGAUUUGAAUGGAGGAGGGGAGGGAGGUGGAGCAGCAGGGAGGGGCGGUGGAGAGGGGCAGAGUGCGGUGCUUCUGACGGAGCGGGAGAGGCUGGUGGGGCGGGUGGGGGAGGAGCGGGUGCGCAAGUGGCGGCUGGGGCUGCAUCAGAUAGGAGUGGACGUGCAGAGGGCGGAUCGCACGCUCGUGUUCUAUGAGGAGGAGGGCAACCGGUCGCGCCUCAUGGAGGUGCUGGCGGUCUACUCGUGGUUCGACCCCGAUGUUGGGUACUGCCAAGGUGGGUGUCUGGGGCUCCUGGGGCGUGUGGGGCCUCUGGGGCGGCUGGGGCUGCACCAGAUAGGAGUGGACGUGCAGAGGGCGGAUCGCACGCUCGUGUUCUAUGAGGAGGAGGGAAAUCGUCAUCUCAUCUUCCCCUCAGCCGCAGAUGUCAUGUCCAUUGCAUCAACUCUCUCCCUCCCUCUCUCCUCCCUCCCUCCCGACCUCCCUCCCGGCCUCCCUCCCCACCAACCCAUCUCACCACGAGCAGGCAUGAGCGACCUCAUGUCGCCCUUCAUCGUCACAUUCCCCAACAACGCCGAUGCCUUCUGGUGCUUCGAACGCCUCCUGCGCCCCAUCGUAAGUCCAAGGAGAAUGAGGCGAGGAGGUUGGGUGGGGGGGGGGGGGAGAGAGGGAGGGGAGAGAGGGAGGGGAGAGCAGGAGGGGAGAGAGGGAUGGGAGGAAGGGAGGGGAGGGAGGGAGGGGAGGGAGGGAAGGAGCGACUUCAUGGGCACGUCAGCCAGCAUAGGCGUGCAGAAGGAAAUCGACAAUCUCAAGAAUAUCACCCGUGUGCUCGACCCCGAGCUCUUCGCUCAUUUAGACGAGAUAGGAGCGGGUUCCAUGUUCUUCACAGUGCGACCCAUCAUGGCCAUGUUCCGCCGGGAGCUCUCCUUUGCUGACUCCAUCUACUUCUGGGAG
Molecule: messenger RNA, 2799 nt
Organism: Closterium sp. Naga37s-1
Lineage: Eukaryota; Viridiplantae; Streptophyta; Zygnematophyceae; Desmidiales; Closteriaceae
Source: the annotation of a GenBank genome assembly